CUCAGGACUCGUUGGAUGCUGCUCUGCUUUCCUGCUGCUACUGCUGCUGUUGCUGGCACUCAUUUCAUUUGAUUUUUAACUGUCAUCGACGGCAGUUCAGACCGCUAGCCACGCGUUUUCCAUCCUGUGCUUAAUAUUAUUUAUAUAUUUUUUUAAAGUGAAUAUAAGCAGUGCAAAAUAAUUUCAACAAAUAUAUUUCUUAACUCGAGAAACUUAGAGGCGGCAAUGAAGGACAACGGCAACAUCUCGUCGAGCGGCACAGCGGGAAUGGGGAUAACUUGCACCGUCGGAGGAGCAACGGCAACAACAACAACGACGGCGGGGGCCACCUCUAGCAAUGCCACGCCCAGUGCGCCCAGCACGCCCACAACAGCAGCAGCGGCAUCUGCCGCAGACCCCGCAUCAGCAGCAGCGCAGCAAAAUCCACAGCAACGCAGCAAGAGCAACAUCCAUGAGCUGAGAAACCAGGACUUCGUCAGUCGCCUAAUGGCAGCCACUCCACCGUAUUUGUAUUCCGCUCCAGUGGGACCGAACAAUUUCUUUUUCAGCGACAUGCUGCGCUCCUUGGUGCAGGCGCGAAAUAAUGAGACCGCACGUGUGCUGCAGCUGCAGCAGCAGCAGCAACAGCAGGCGCACCAGCAGCAGCAGCAGCAACAACAACAACAGCAGCAGCAACACCAGGCUGCUUUGGUGAGGCGACCAAGAAAGCGUUCCUGGUCGCAUCGUCCUUACUACGAGCAAUUGCGAGAACGACGCGAUGCAGAGGAGAAGCAGCAGCAGCAGCAGCAACAUCACCAGCAGCAGCAGCAACAUCACCAGCAGCAGCAGCAACAUCAGCAGCAGCAUCAACAGCUUCAACAGCAAAUGGCGCCUGAGAAACCGCUCGAGCUAACCAAUAAGACAAUAACGCCCUUUGGCUAUGCCAAAAUGGAGGCCAAACCACCCAUAGCAGCAUCAGUAGCCACAGCUGCACCGCCCAGCACCACCAGCAGUAAAUCUGGUCUGGGUGGUGCGGUGGAUGCCAGCCUGCAGGAUAACACACCGCCGGCGGCCUCGUUGCCGCCACAGGAUUUGGUCCUGCCACCGCCACCACCCGUGUGGUAUCCACCACUCUACGCCCCCUACGGCAUCGAUCCACUGCACUUCUUCAUCGAUCUCCGGGUGUCCGGGCACAUAUACGACAGGAAGAAGGAGAAUGUCUCACCGCUGUCGAGUAGCAACAAUGCGAUUGCCGAUGAGGGAUCACCGGGGUCCUGUUCCUCGGCGGGUGCCACUUCCGGUUCCGGUUUGGCCAGUAACUUGCUGAGCAAACAGCGUCACGGUUCCGCCUUCACCGUACCAAUACCCAAAGCAGCCCAAAACGAUGCCAUCAAUCUGUGCGCCAAUGCAGGCGGUUCAACGGCAGAUGGAGUGACCACCACUACAUUGGGCAGCAAAUUCGAGCACUAUGCCAAGUACUACGAUCUGGGUGAGACCAAGGAGAAUCAGCCAUCCAGUACGGCGGCCAACCUUUCGGCAGCCGCUGCUGCCGCCGCUGCAGCUGCGAAUCUUUCGAAAUCAGGAGCCAGCUAUAUGUUGCAACAUCUGCCACGGCUAUAUAGUCAAUUUGCCGCCCAUCAGGCGCAGGUGCAGAGCCAGGACACGGAUGCCAAGUCGGAGUCCGCAUCGGUUAGUGCUUCACUUUCGGCCCCUGAUCUUUGCGACGAGGACUCAUUGGGUCGCAAUUCCAGUGACACCGGGGCCGGAUUGGAGGGAACUAGCGGUGGGCAGGGCAACUGCGACAUCGACGUGGAGAUCAUAGACUCCAUCAAGUAUCGAACGGAUGGCGAGAGCAGUCGCUGUUCCAGUAACGACGAGGCCUCCAUCACACAGAUCGAUUGAGGCCACAGUACCAA
This is a messenger RNA of Drosophila rhopaloa, 1895 nucleotides long. RefSeq names its product RNA polymerase II degradation factor 1. Bases 226 to 1881 code for a protein of 551 amino acids. The record is from RefSeq and is a predicted model, not a curated record. Gene Ontology annotation, cellular component: nucleus. Gene Ontology annotation, biological process: regulation of transcription by RNA polymerase II. NCBI's taxonomy places the organism in Eukaryota, Metazoa, Arthropoda, Insecta, Diptera, Drosophilidae. The transcript has 2 exons. Gene Ontology annotation, molecular function: transcription cis-regulatory region binding.